This is a messenger RNA of Pisolithus orientalis, 4570 nucleotides long. RefSeq lists its product as uncharacterized. The transcript is spliced from 9 exons. Gene Ontology annotation, molecular function: RNA binding. NCBI's taxonomy places the organism in Eukaryota, Fungi, Basidiomycota, Agaricomycetes, Boletales, Pisolithaceae. Bases 414 to 4175 code for a protein of 1253 amino acids. The record is from RefSeq and is a predicted model, not a curated record.
CGUGGAGUCUGAGACUGUCCACCACACAAGUGCUCAUAGCACCUUUACUACUAAGCCCCUCCGUAUUUUUGCUGGUUCAGGUACACCAGGUCAUCCCAAAAGUACCAGUGUUCGGGUGGACCACGUCCAUCACAUAUUCUUUGCUUAUUCUCGCUUUUCUUCUCUUUCUUUUGCCUCGCCCAAACGCAAGCUAAUUUACUUCGGUUCGGUCAACCAUCGCACAACGAAACAGCCUGACUCGGUCUCAAGCUUCUUUUUUUGAAGAAAAAAAACAAACACAAGGUCUGGUAGUCUUACCCUGGGUAUCUCCUUAUUUCUGGUCUACCGCACGCAAAAGACGGGCUCACCAUCCGUUAAUCGACUCCACCUCACCGAACGGUAAUCUCUAAUUCAACACGAAAAUUAGCCCUAUAAUGUCUUUAUCUACCUCCGACAACAAUGGCUCCUAUUCGAGAGUUCCUUCGGGUAAAACACCUCCCCCAGCACCAGUCUGCUGCCUUUGCAAAGAGGCAGAGGAGCGCUUAGGGAGAUAUCGACCCCCUGCGCUGCGCGCUCUUGCCCCUUCUGGCUCCCCGCCCAAUGAUAUCACUUCAACCGUGAAUUCCCCUGGGGAUGCCACUGGCAUGUCCCCAUCCAACUAUCCAGCUGGUUUCAGGAGAGCCAGAGCUGGGACUCUGCCUUCCGACGUUCACCUCGCUGCUCAGCGAUUCGCUGCCUCCUCAAACACCCUGAGCAGUACCACUGCAUCCACGGAGUCCUUUGCAGAACAACUACAGCAGCGGCAGAGCGCCAAUACGCCCCCGAGUGUUGUCGCACCCACACGCCCCGGACUUCGCCACGCGGUUACCUGCGUCGCCCCAGCGGCUGCUGUUAGUCCUCCUGUCGGUACUUCUGAGCGUAUCAGUCGACUCCGGUCUGGUUCGUUGAAUUUGCCAUCGGCUGGCCUUUCCAACGCGUUCGGCCCUUCUAUAUUCUCGUCGUCUUGGUUAUCUGCAAAUGGCACUGGUUCCUCUUUUCCUGUUCUGGAUGAACUUCGUUCUGUCACAUCCGCGGACUCGGCCGAUGACUUCGAUGUCCACACGCUUGAUUAUCUCGGUUUGGAUGACAGUCACCGCUCACAACCGGCGCCCGCAUCCCUGUCCGAGCUACGCACUCAGACGCAGGCUGCGAUCGCUGGUAACUUGACAAGCCACUCCCGCCUGCGGGCGAGCACGGUUUCGAACCCGUACCGUGCCCGCUCCUCUGGUGCAACCUCCCUGUUGUCGACCCCUAGCGCCGAUGAUGAAGAGGAGUACCUGAACAGUUAUGAGUCUCAGCAGUUGUAUGAACGUCAGCGACUGACGUCUUACGAUGGUCCUAUUCCCGAAGCUAGCCUCUUGCACAGUUCCUAUGUUGCCAAAGGGUUCAAACAAUCGGACCACCUCUCACCGUCCAGCGUUCUUAACGCCAGACCACGGGCCAUAUCUGUGGGUACCCUUGAUGAUCCCAUCCGCUCUCUUCAACGUCGUGCGACGAACGAGAUUCAACCUCCUUACCUUGGUGAUAUCGGCCCCCCAUCCAGUGGACUCAAUACCAUCGCAAAUCCUGCUGGCAUUCUCAAGUCUGAUGUCAAGCUUGGUUCUCGGGCUACGCCUCCAUCUAAUGUUCACUUCCCUACUAACGAGCUCAGCAAUCGCGCAGCUGUGUACUUAGUUGCUCCUAACUCGCAGGGGCGGUCGGUCUCUCCAAAAGCGGAAGCGAGCAACAAUUCGCAGAUCCAAACCCCGACUAGAUCUCUAUGGAUUGGCAAUCUGGAUAGUUCUGUCACAAGUGAGCAACUUAUCCAUGUCUUCGCUCCCUACGGUGCCAUCGAGAGCUUGCGGUUAUUACCCGAGAAGGAAUGUGGCUUUGUCAAUUUUGUUGACCAGGCGGAUGCCAUCCGCGCGAAGGACGACGUCCUGAACAGGCUUGGAGGCAACAUCGGCAUGCCGAACGGUCAGACCGUUCGUAUCGGAUUUGGAAAGGCGGAUAGUGCACCCGUUGCUCCAGCCAAGGGAACUACCGUAACCAGCUCUGGAGCGACCUCCCCUAACAAUAUGAGCAAGAGCGGUAGCCCAGGGAUGAGUGGACUAGAUGCUCAGUUGCAGUCUACGCCGACUCGCGCGCUUUGGAUUGGGUCGAUUCCGAGCACUACAACUCCUGCAACUAUUUUGAGCGUUUUCAGUCCUUACGGUCCGAUUGAGUCUGCCAGGGUCUUGACUCAUAAAAACUGCGGGUUCAUCAACUUUGAGCGAUUGGACGAUGCUGUGAGGGCUAGGAAGGCGCUGAACGGUCGUGAUGUUCUCGGAAGCGAUGUUGGCGCGAUCCGCAUUGGCUUUGCGAAGGUCCCUGUCAAGAAUAGUCAAGAAGGAAGCGGCACGCAGGAUGAGAGUCCAAGUAUUGCGGUUCAAGGAAUUGGUGACCUGAGCGUCGGCGCAACCAUCCACGCUCUCCGCAGCGUCAAGGGCGCAUCCACAGUUCCCGCUGAUCAGCAAGUCCUUGGUGGACAGGUGGAGAAUUACCGCUCGAACCUCUUACUUAGCAUGAUUGGAUCGGGCAUGCACAACCUAGCCUAUGUUUCAGAUGGGCUUUCCAAGCCAGCUGGGUGGACACCUUCGGUGACAGAACAGCAGAUGAUUAUGAGGGAACUUACGAAAGGAUGUGCGGAUGCCGAGGCCGAUAUCCAGUCACUUUCAGGGCAGAACAGCAGGCGCUGGGACGCGUCCAAGCUGCGAGAACUUCGUAAGAGACUGGACUCUAGUACGAUGUCGGUGGAAGAGAUCGAUCAGGUUGUUGGUGACUUCUUGGAUGGAGAAAUAGUUGACUUGGCGUCUGACUGGUUGGGUAACACGGUUGUGCAAAAACUCUUUGAGCGAUGUUCGUCUGCGCCGAGGUUUGCAAUGUUAGACAGAAUCACCCCUCAUCUGGCGAUGAUUGGAAUACACAAGAAUGGGACGUGGGCUGCACAAAAGAUAAUUGAAUGUGUGCAAACACCCGAGGAAAUAGCACUGGUCGUCCAAAAUUUGCGGCCUUACGCACCUCCCCUCCUUCUCGAUCAAUUUGGCAAUUAUGUCGUGCAGUGUUGCCUACGCUUUGGUAUGCCUGCAAACGACUUCAUCUUUGAUGCGAUGGGGCGUUUCGGCGCUCGGAGUAUGAGGGCUUGCUUGGAGAGCCCUCACAUCACUAUCAGUCAACAGCGCCGCAUUGCUACUGCUUCUACCAACCCGAAUGGCGCGUUGCUGCUCACCUGGCUCUUGGACACCUCCUCUUUCCCGUCAAGAUACAAUCUUCUUGCGCCACGUUUCACCCCUCAUCUCUCACACCUAUGCACGCACAAGUUGGCUUCCCUCACAGUUCUUAGGAUUGUGAACCAGAAGAUAGAACCGGAGGCCUCACGGCAGAUCGUGCAGGCGUUAUUUUCGUCUCCAGGAGAUCACGUUCUUACGGAUGUGUUGGGCGAUCAAGUUAAUGGAGUCGCCGUUGUCCACAAGAUUCUGACGAGCCCAUUCCUUGACUCGGAGGAGAAACCGAAAUAUAUUGAUGCUACAAAACGGGUCCUGAUCGAGCUCAAGGUCAUAGCUACACAAGCCUACCGUCGUUUAAUCGAAGAAGUUGGUCUCCCAAUUCCCAGCUACCAGCCCACGUACACCGCCAAUGGGCCGCCUGGGAAGAAGGUACCCUCUCAGCACGCACAGAAUUUGCCCGGCUUUCCUUCUGGCUAUCCGAACAACGACCAAGGUCUGGCAUCGAUGAUGGCUGCGUUGCAAAUGGGUGGUCAGAACCCGCAUUCUGGACCUCCUCAGCUUCAAAUUGACCCUGCAUACGGUCCAAGCAAUUCGGUAUUACGCAACCGGCCGUCCAAUCCGCCAUCUGCGUUCUCGCCCUCCACGGACGCUUUCAAUCCAUUUGCCCUGCGAUCUCCCGACGUCAAUGCUCCUCGCUCAGCGAUCCGCCGUAACCAGGUGCCGUUAAUGCCGUCGGGUACUCCUACCGUUUCGUACAACGCUCAGCCUCCCAACCUCCCGCAGACUGGGAGCCCUCUUGGGAUGGGGCAAGCUCCAUAUAGUCCCCAGGGCGUUCCGCCACAUUACCAGCCGUAUACCAUGUACCAGGUAUACCAACAAACGCCGUCGGCGAACAUGGGUACCUUCAGUUAAAAUAAUCUAGCUAACGACCAUGACCACGACACUGCCAUCAAACGUCUUGCUUGUCUUUGUAUGUAUCGCCGUCUCCAUCAUGCUAUGGUCCAGGUUCUUAACACAGACACUCAUAUCCGCUCCUUUCUCUGAUACCAUCUUCGAUCGCAUUAACACUCGUGCAAAUUACAGUUCCUUUUUGCCCUUGUUCAUUUCUUUACUUGGUGACCUACGCAGAAAUUCACGGCGGUUUUGGCUUGUGCUGGAUUGUUUUCUAUUUUCUCCUCCAAUUUUUUUUUUCUUCUCUAACUCAAUCUACCCCGUCCUUCUAGCGAAUUGUGUAUAAAUAAGCAACGGAGGCUGUAAAACACAUAGCCAGACAUCUAUAGACGAUACGAAUUGACUUUCCCAGUCUU